Messenger RNA from Trifolium pratense (red clover), 909 nucleotides. RefSeq lists its product as uncharacterized. The transcript has 4 exons. Gene Ontology annotation, biological process: vacuolar proton-transporting V-type ATPase complex assembly. Gene Ontology annotation, cellular component: endomembrane system. The coding region runs from base 42 to 692 and encodes 216 amino acids. Lineage: Eukaryota; Viridiplantae; Streptophyta; Magnoliopsida; Fabales; Fabaceae. The record is from RefSeq and is a predicted model, not a curated record.
UUACGUGCGUGUCAUCAUCACUCGUUACAGAGAAACAAAAUAUGGCUAGUACUGAUAACUCAAACCGGGUCGGGUUAGUAAUAUCCAACACAGAUUCCAUUCGGGUUUUCCUCUCCGGAGCCUCCAACGACACCACUCUCUCCCCAGAACUCCGACAAUCAUCCUCCGAUCUGCUCACUCAAUCCGAUGUACCUUACGAGCCACUUCGUGCUAUCUGGAUUGCCUCUGAUCCAUCCACCAGACCCGAAUUGACUCAACUCUUCUCGGGUACCAGCUUCAUCUUCUCCAGCCCUAAACCCAGAGAAAAGAGUGAAGAAUUGAAAGCAAGGUUAAAAAAGUUGCAAGAUUUAGCAGAGAGGAAAGCAUAUCAAGAGCUUGUUAAGGAUAUUGCACCGAAGGAAGUUGUUCAAGAGCCAUUCUCUUCUUACAAGGAUCAAUUAGGAUUUGGUUUGCAUGUUUUGGUUACAAUGUUUACCGGCUAUCUUGUUGGAUUUGCAGCAUUUAGAGCUUUGUUUGAUCACAGUCCUGCGAUGAAUGCUGCUGGAGGAAUUCUUGGGUUGGUGGGUGCCAUGCUUGUUGAAACUUUCCUUUUCAUUAUUAGAAGUUCCAAUCCAGAUGGCGAUAUAACAAGAAAGUCCAAUAAAAAACCGAGAUCGUCCUUUGCCACAUCCAGUCUCAAGAAAAACCUGUAAACAUGAUCAAGGUGGUUGUUUUUUUAGUUAUGCAUAUAGUACCAAUAAUACUAAAUUAUAUAGUGUAGUCCAUUGUAAUUGUAAACACUGUUUUCAGUUAUAGAUAACUUAGAAGUGGCUAUUGCAUUAUUUAUCAUUGAUGGCCUUCCUUGAAGGGCGUGAAUAUUGUCUUUGAAAAUGGCAUCUACAUUGUACUCCAACAAAGUAUUUUGGCCUA